Molecule: messenger RNA, 2435 nt
Organism: Gadus macrocephalus (Pacific cod)
Lineage: Eukaryota; Metazoa; Chordata; Actinopteri; Gadiformes; Gadidae
Gene: nphp1
Product: nephronophthisis 1
Biological process (GO): protein localization involved in establishment of planar polarity
Cellular component (GO): cilium; cytoplasm
Molecular function (GO): protein binding
Source: RefSeq, a predicted model, not a curated record
CCAGUGGGCAGUGCAUACAGAGGGAUCAGUAACUCCACCUUAUUAUUGACGAAUAAAAAGAAACUGAAGCGGUGCCUAGCGACCAGAGGACGCGUCUCACAGAUUACCUCCUUUUAUAAGUUAAUGCUACAAAUAAUACUCAUAGUUUGCUUCUACGCCUCACUGAUGUGAUCAUCGUACUCCGUGGAUUAAAACCUUCCGUAGUUUGACCGGAAAAUGGCGCCAAAAAGAAAAGGUUUGGAGAGCCUCGCUCUCAUCCGGAGAGAGGCUGACGUCAUCACAACACAGGUGGACCUUCUGGCAAAGGACGUUCCUGGGUGUGGGAAUAGCCAGGAUGUACGACUGAGAUGUCAGAAUCUGAGGAGUUUAGCGGAGAAAACCCUCACUGCCCUCAACAACCUCAGCAAGGUGGAGGGGAGCGGUCCGGUGGAGGACUAUGAUCAGAGGAGAGAGGAGGAGUGCCUCCGUCUCCGGGGGCUGAUGGAGCGUUUGGACGGCCUCGCGCUGCAGCUCUCCACCCCAGCGCCCGGCCAGGACGACAGUCAGGAAGAAGACAGUGAAGAGGAUGAUGAAGAGGGUGAUGAGGACGAUGAAGACGACGAUGAAGAGGAUGAUGAAGAGGAUGAUGCUUCUGUUGAAUCCUCCGAGCCGAGAGCUUAUAGCGUCCUGAGUGACAUCAGAGGGGAGGAGCCAGGAGAUCUUUCUGUCCAGAGGGGGGAGCUGCUGAGGGUCAUCAGCACGGCCCCAGAUGGGUGGUGGCUGGCAGAGGACAGCAAGGGCAACCGGGGACUCGUACCUAGGACCUACCUCAAGUCGGUGGUCCCAGACGAGAAUGAGAGUGAAGAAGGGAGUGAUGAAGAACCCGGACCGAGUGCCUCAGAGUCCCAAAGGUCAAAGGUCAGGAAGACCCUCACAGAGGUGGAUGUGUUAUCCGCCAUGGGAGCCAUACCGCCGGGAUUCACACCCUCAACCCUGAACCGCCUGGCACUGGAAGGGGCCACCUAUAGAGGGAGCCGUUUCAUUCAGCCAGAGCUCAGCCAAUCACAGCUCGCCUUCAAAGACGUCUUCAUGGAGCCGAACACAGGCGAGGUGCGAGGCCGGCAGGUGGCGGUGUGCGUGUGUUUUCUUGUCGGCUGCAGGCGGAUCUCUCCGCCCGGAGUGGGCGUGGCCGUGCUCAGUCGCCACGUCCGCCUCUGUGCCUUCGACGGCUCCCAGGUUCUGAGUAACAUCCACACUGUGAGAGCGACCGUCAACCCCAAGAAUCCCAAAACAUGGACCUUCUCCGCCCGGGUUAGUGGGGACCUCCCCACCCUCCUGGACGGAGAGUGUUUCCUGCGCUGCUCGUCUGAUUCUCCUGAGCUCGGCCUGCUGCUGGAGCUGGGAGUCACCUUCACACGCACAUCAACAGGAGAGAAAGGGGAGCUGAGCUGUGGAUGGACCUACCUCAAGCUGUCAGACACUACUGCGAGGACCUAUGAGCUGCCGGUGCACGGCGGAACGCCCUUUGAGUCCCAACUUCCUGUCCAGACAGGAAGCAAAAGUAUGUUCCAGGUUCUUCAGAGCCGGUCGCAGCCCAAACUGACCCUUAAGCUGAAGUCAGUCAGCAGGCGAACCCGAGCCCAGCUCAGUCUCCUUCCAGACUGUCUCCUCUACUGUUCCAACGUUCUCCACCUCCUGCUGAUCUUCAGACAAAUCCUCACUCAGACCCUGAUGGACAGACCCACGGCCCAGAGCAGAGAUCUGAUGUGUCAUCCUGUCUUAACGAGCUUCCCUCUCCUAUUGGACGAGACCGAUCUUUUGGACGCUUUCAAAAGUGCAUGGCUCCAUGCUGAGCAGGCCAUGAGCCGCGCACUCAAGAGGGACCUUGUGUUCCUCAGGGCAGAGUUCACCAGUGUGUUCCUGGCCACCGUCCACCCCCUCCUCCACUCCACCACGUUGCCAUGCCAACGCUGGGCGGACCUCCCCCUGGAGCAGCAGAGGGUCCGCCUCAUCUCAUUGGCCCUGGACCGCUUCAGGACCGGCAGCCAAUCAGAAGGCCCCGUGGCUGAACAGGAAGCCUUCGAUGUGACAGAGCUCAGCUUUGACCCGCUUGGCAAAGUUCCCCACAGCACCACCCCCUGUUUCAUGUGUUCACCACAACACCACCCCCUGAUUCAUGUGUUCACCACAACACCACCCCCUAAUUCAUGUGUUCACCACAGCACCACCCCCUGAUUCAUGUGUUCACCACAACAACACCCCCUAAUUCAUGUGUUCACCACACCACGACCCCUGAUUCAUGUGAUCACCACAACACCACCCCCUGAUGGAGGGUUCAUAAGAUCAUCAAAUCACCCCCUGAUGGAGGUUUCAUGUGUUCAUAAGCAGAAGGAGAGAGUUUACGUUCAAUCUUUGGUGAAAAUACAAACAACAAAGCCGUUGGAUUUCCUGUAUCU